Messenger RNA from Tinamus guttatus (white-throated tinamou), 1765 nucleotides. The record is from RefSeq and is a predicted model, not a curated record. Lineage: Eukaryota; Metazoa; Chordata; Aves; Tinamiformes; Tinamidae.
GAAGGCUGUCGUACUGUCCCCCUUUCUGGACACGUAGGAUUCGACAGUUUGCCUGACCAGCUGGUUAAUAAGUCAGUUAAUCAUGGUUUCUGUUUCAACAUCCUGUGUGUGGGGGAAACUGGCCUUGGUAAGUCUACGCUCAUGGACACACUUUUUAAUACCAAGUUUGAAGGUGACCCGGCAUCUCACUCACAGCCUGGGGUGCAGCUGAAAUCUAACACCUACGACCUGCAGGAGAGCAACGUCAACCUCAAACUGACCAUUGUGAGCACGGUGGGCUUCGGGGACCAGAUCAACAAAGAGGACAGCUAUAAGCCCAUUGUUGAGUUUAUUGACGCUCAGUUUGAAGCCUAUUUGCAAGAAGAACUGAAGAUAAAGAGGGUCUUGCACAACUACCAUGACACCCGGAUCCACGCUUGUUUGUACUUCAUUGCUCCGACAGGCCACUCGCUGAAAUCCCUGGACUUGGUAACAAUGAAGAAGCUUGACAGCAAGGUCAACAUCAUUCCUAUCAUUGCCAAAUCUGAUGCCAUUUCCAAGAGUGAGCUGACUAAAUUUAAAAUUAAAAUCACAAGUGAACUGGUCAGUAACGGAGUUCAGAUCUACCAGUUCCCAACAGACGAUGAAUCAGUGGCGGAGAUAAAUGGGACGAUGAACGCCCACUUGCCAUUUGCAGUGAUCGGCAGCACGGAGGAGUUGAAAAUAGGAAACAAAAUGAUGAAAGCGCGUCAGUACCCCUGGGGCACAGUGCAGGUGGAAAAUGAGACUCACUGUGACUUUGUGAAACUGCGGGAGAUGCUGAUCCGGGUGAACAUGGAAGACCUUCGCGAACAGACCCACACACGCCACUAUGAGCUGUACAGGCGAUGUAAACUGGAAGAGAUGGGUUUCAAGGACACUGAUCCAGACAGCAAACCCUUCAGCUUACAGGAAACUUAUGAGGCCAAAAGAAAUGAAUUUCUGGGGGAACUGCAGAAAAAGGAAGAGGCGAUGAGGCAAAUGUUUGUCCAGAGGGUCAAGGAAAAAGAAGCUGAGCUGAAGGAGGCUGAAAAAGAGCUGCAUGAAAAGUUUGAUCGUCUGAAGAAGUUACAUCAGGAUGAAAAAAAGAAGUUAGAGGACAAGAAAAAGUCUCUGGAUGAUGAAGUAAAUGCAUUUAAGCAAAGGAAGACAGCAGCUGAAUUGCUCCAAACUCAGGCUCAGCAGGCUGGAGGAUCACAAACUCUUAAAAGAGAUAAGGAGAGAAAAAACUUUUUUUAAUCUGUCUUCGCCAGCUGCACUGGGUCUGAGGGAGAAGACUGCCACUUCUAGAAGAGUUUAGGGAUCUUAUGUCUGGGGAGGGAGGGGAAACAAAUCUUCAGUGUUAGUGUCUUGGAAAGAAGUUCUUUUACUGACUUGCAUGGUAUUUAAAAUUGGAGUGUCUUGUAGUUUGUGUGACAAGACAAUAACAAGGGGGAAAACUGAUUGUUUACUGAAAAUUUUGAAGAGCAACAGAAAUGUGAUGUUUGGACUAAUGAUGUAGCGAAUACGUUUUCAAACAUUGUUAUGAGCAUUUUUUUUCUAAUUUUGUCUUCAAUUAUGUAAAUGUCGUGGACUUCCAUAAGGUUGGAAGCCUAGGGAAUAUUUUCAAUAUGCUGUUGUUUGAUUGUUUUUGGAAACUGUUGCAUUCAAAGUCAAAAGAAGCAUAAACAUGGUGCAAAUUGCUCUGUUGGCAGCCACAAAAUAUUUAAUUUUAGCAAAGAAAUAAAGCAAGAACUGCGUGUUUUCA